AUGUCGUCUAUACAUUCCGAUGAUGACCAGGAGGAGAUUAACGUAGAUUCUGACAGCAGACUGUCUGGCCAAUGCGAUAGGAGUAUAGGUUCUGAGGACCAUGACUCAGAACACAGUUAUCACGACCGAUAUCGAGACUCUCCAAACGAGCAUAUGACAGAAACGCAGCCGCGAGUAAAUCUGCCGUUUAGUAUAUCUAGAUUAUUAGGUAAACAAUUCGAGGACAUAGAAAAGCGCCGGAACUCCGGCGAGAGUGAUGAUAGGAGUGAUCAGGACACUGAAUCCGAGAGUGUUAAGGACGAUGGAAAAGACAAUAACAUAGCAUUAAAUUUUGCACAUAACCCUGGACUGUAUACGAAUUCUGGGUUGUUGUUACGGCCCGGCUUAGGACUGGGAGCUGGUUAUGGGUUUUCUGGCAACCCUGGGGUAGUGAGAGUACCAGCUCAUAGGGCACUGGGAGCGUUAGGCGCUUGGGGUGUCGCUUUGGACCCUAUGAGACAGGCUGCGGCAGCUGCGUUCGCUCAUCAAGUUGUGAAAGACAGAUUAAAUGCCUCAUUCCCAAUCACGCGGCGGAUUGGCCACCCAUACCAAAACAGGACGCCGCCGAAACGGAAGAAACCGCGCACCUCGUUCACGCGGAUGCAGAUAGCUGAGCUGGAAAAGAGGUUCCAUAAACAGAAGUACCUGGCGUCGGCUGAACGAGCCUCCCUCGCUAAGACGCUGAAGAUGACAGACGCGCAAGUGAAGACCUGGUUCCAAAAUCGGCGGACGAAGUGGAGACGUCAAACGGCUGAAGAGCGGGAAGCUGAACGGCAAGCGGCCAACCGCUUGAUGCUAUCAUUGCAAGCCGAAGCGCUUAGCAAAGGCUAUAUGCCAGAACCACCACCCGGUGCUCCGCUUUCAGCGCUUCAUUAUCAAGGUCCACAAAACGCUGCUCCAACGCCCGCGUCGAAUACAGCGUUAAGCGCUUUACAAAACUUGCAGCCGUGGGCUGGAAAUCAUGCGUCAUUUAUGAAUGCGUCGAAUCAAGCACCGUCAGCGCACCCACCGCCCGUUGCAUCUCCAAUUUGUUGA
Zerene cesonia (dogface butterfly) is the source of this 1074-nucleotide messenger RNA. RefSeq names its product T-cell leukemia homeobox protein 2 (gene C15). The coding region runs from base 1 to 1074 and encodes 357 amino acids. Gene Ontology annotation, molecular function: DNA-binding transcription factor activity, RNA polymerase II-specific; RNA polymerase II cis-regulatory region sequence-specific DNA binding. The transcript has 3 exons. The record is from RefSeq and is a predicted model, not a curated record. Gene Ontology annotation, biological process: animal organ development; regulation of transcription by RNA polymerase II. NCBI's taxonomy places the organism in Eukaryota, Metazoa, Arthropoda, Insecta, Lepidoptera, Pieridae. Gene Ontology annotation, cellular component: nucleus.